AUGGAGAGAAAAGACCAAGCUGGGAGAACCAGGAAUGAAAAAGUUUUGAACUGCUUAAUUCAAAGGCCUAAUGCAAUUUUUAAGCUGAUUUGCUUUCCCUGGGCAGGAGGUGGCUCUAAUCAUUUUGCCAGAUGGGGCCAAAAGAUGUCUGAUCUAUUGGAAGUGCAUGCUGUAAGAUUUGCUGGAAGAGAAAGUCGUCUUGAUGAGCAAUUUGCCAGUGACAUACACCAGCAAGUGGAUGAAAUUAUUGACGCUCUGCUGCCAAUCAUUCAUGAUAAAUCAUUUGCAUUUUUUGGCCACAGUUUUGGAUCCAGUGUAGCUGUUUUGUGUGCACUGCGCUUAAAAGAAAAAUACAAUGUAGAACCAGUGCAUAUGUUCUUGUCAAGUGCAACUCCUUUCCAUUCAAGCUACUGGCAGGAUCAAUUUCUCCACACGAACCAAUUGUCAGAAGAACAAAUUAAACAUCAUCUUCUGGAGCUUGGAGGCACCCCCAACCAUAUCAUUGAUAACAAAGACCUUAUGGACCAAUGGUUGCCCAUGAUACGGGCAGACGUAAACAAUCUUAAAAAUAGCAAUGUGGAUACAUCCUCUGUGAAGACACAGUCCUGUGAUUUUACCUGUUUUAUUGGAUCCAAUGACAUAUCCAAAGAUAUGGAAGCCUGGAAAGAUGUUACCAGUGGAAACUUCGACCUUUAUGUCUUGCCUGGAGAUCAUUUCCAUCUUGUGGAUCCUGCUAAUGAAGGCUUUAUCCAUAAAUGUAUAACAAAGUGUCUAGAACUAUCAUCCUUAAAUCUUAGCUAG
Dipodomys ordii (Ord's kangaroo rat) is the source of this 801-nucleotide messenger RNA. It is a transcript of the gene Olah, whose product is annotated as oleoyl-ACP hydrolase. Lineage: Eukaryota; Metazoa; Chordata; Mammalia; Rodentia; Heteromyidae. The record is from RefSeq and is a predicted model, not a curated record. The transcript has 7 exons. Bases 1 to 801 code for a protein of 266 amino acids. Gene Ontology annotation, biological process: lipid biosynthetic process.